CCAAAAAGUAAAAAGUUGAAAUUUUUCGACGAGUAUAAUUAAUUUGAAAAAUCCUUCAUUUAAACAACCAAAGAUGUAUCUGCUAUUCGUCGUAAGCACAAUCUGUUUCCUGAUGGCCUUUUCAUUAAAAAUUUCCAAACUGAUCCUGAUUGUAAUCCUCCGGGAACCGGCGGAACUGCUCUCGCUCCGUGCAACCAGCGAAAAGAUCCGCCGAGAGCUAUCGAAAAUCUCCAUGCGCGACAACUACAUCGAGUAUGUCCAAACUGAGCGCAAGCUGGUUCAGCUAGAGAAACGGAUGGCCGAACUACGGGACGGGUUCAACGGGCGCAAGGUAAUCUACGAAUACGGCGUCCAGUACGGAUUGUACGCGAUCCUGACGCUGGGAUUGAUUAUCGUUUCGAUUGGCUAUCGGUACACACCGGUGGUGGUGUUCGGGAAGAAUUUCAAUUUCGAACCGUUCGAGAAGGUGCUGAACUUCCCCACCGGAGUGCCGAAUGCCGUUUCCACCGUAUUCUGGAUUGUAGUGAACAAUUUCGUGGCUCGAACCGUGGCCGGCUAUGUGAAGUAAAUAAAACUGGUGGAAUGUAAGUAAA
Molecule: messenger RNA, 593 nt
Organism: Ochlerotatus camptorhynchus
Lineage: Eukaryota; Metazoa; Arthropoda; Insecta; Diptera; Culicidae
Product: guided entry of tail-anchored proteins factor 1
Exons: 2
Coding region: 74-568 (164 amino acids)
Biological process (GO): tail-anchored membrane protein insertion into ER membrane
Cellular component (GO): GET complex
Molecular function (GO): protein-membrane adaptor activity
Source: RefSeq, a predicted model, not a curated record